AUGGUGAUAGAUGAUACAUCAACAGAAAAUGAUUGGGAAUACGUUGGAUCAGGAUCAGCAAACGCUGUAUUUGCAUACAAAGGCAGCUGCGUAAAGUUCAGAGGGAAGGUUGUCAGAUUUCGGUUAGUCGGUACCGAAGUUUCCACAGAGGAAAUCUUCUUUUACCUGCAGUCGAGUGCUUUUAACAGUAUCAGAAAAUACAUGGUGAGUGCAUCACUUCUCACAAUAAAGCAACAAACUAUUUGUGAAUUCCAAACCUUGGCAAAGUGUAAAGGAUUAUCUAUAAAACUAUACCCGAACGAGACCUAUUGCUUAAUUAUGAAGAAUAUUCUUUCGCACAGCCUGUCAGAGUACGAACGCAUACAGCUCAGUAAAUAUCACAUCUUCCUCGUGCACAAGGCAGAGAAAGAGAUAGUUUUUGAAUUUAAGCCUAAAUGGCUAUAUCAACUGCCGGCUAGUCAUAAAAAUUGUCGCAAUUGUUUGAUUGCGAAGUCAAAAGGCCAAGAAUUUGUUUCUUGCCAUUUAAAACUUUUGAAAGGCGAAAAAGGCAUAUCUGAAUGGUGCAAAGAGUUACAGGAAGAACUGGGAAGGAGGACUCAGACCAACAUCGAUAUAUUUCAGAGCCUAAAAAAUUGUGUGAUUGCAAAUUAUGCCUUAAUACUGAGCUUGUAUGAGUUGCAAAAUAGCAUUGAAAUUCAUGACCGACUUAUGCAACUGACUUCAGAGUAUGAUGUAAAUGAGGAUUUACAGCUAAACAUGACUUUGCGAGACGUCUCUAUUUUCAUGAAUCUCAGUAAGGGUGAAGUGUUCGUGUUAGAUCUUGACAAAAAAUCAGCCAAGAAGUGGAAAAAAUGGAAAAAUCAAGAGCAGAAACUUCAAGGUCUCCACGAAAAAGACCUAUCUUUGAAUUGUCGAUUCAAAGCACGUUCUUGA
This is a messenger RNA of Pichia membranifaciens NRRL Y-2026, 933 nucleotides long. RefSeq lists its product as hypothetical. Gene Ontology annotation, molecular function: ATP binding; inositol-1,3,4,5,6-pentakisphosphate 2-kinase activity. Gene Ontology annotation, cellular component: nucleus. The transcript has a single exon. The coding region runs from base 1 to 933 and encodes 310 amino acids. Gene Ontology annotation, biological process: inositol phosphate biosynthetic process. NCBI's taxonomy places the organism in Eukaryota, Fungi, Ascomycota, Pichiomycetes, Pichiales, Pichiaceae. The record is from RefSeq and is a predicted model, not a curated record.